AUGAGCUACUACGGCAGCUACUAUGGGGGCCUGGGCUACGGCUAUGGCUCUGGUUAUGGCCGUGGAUGGGGCAGCUUCCGUGGCCUAGGCUAUGGCUUUGGCGGCUUGGGCUAUGGAGGCCUGGGCUAUGGUGGCUACGGCUAUGGUGGCCGUGGAUGUGGCAGCUUCCGUGGCCUAGGCUAUGGCUUUGGCGGCUUGGGCUAUGGAGGCCUGGGCUAUGGUGACUAUGGCUAUGGCUUCUACCACCCAUCUUUCUUGGGAAGGUUUUAUUCUUCCGGCUUCUACUGA
This is a messenger RNA of Trichosurus vulpecula (common brushtail), 288 nucleotides long. Its product is annotated as keratin-associated protein 19-3-like. The record is from RefSeq and is a predicted model, not a curated record. Lineage: Eukaryota; Metazoa; Chordata; Mammalia; Diprotodontia; Phalangeridae. The transcript has 2 exons. Bases 1 to 288 code for a protein of 95 amino acids.